AUGUCUUUCUUCAAGAAGCUCACCAAAGAGUUCGAAGAGCUCAAAUCGAGCUUUACGGACGAUCCCAAGAAGGAGUCAACUCCGGCCAAGCCACCGCAGCAGGAGCAGCAGAGGGAUUAUAGCCAACAACAGCAUGGAACUCAACAGUCCUACGGCCAGCAGCCUCAAUACAACCAGCAGCCAUAUGGUGGACAAUAUCAAGCACCGCCACUACCUCAGAUAGGACAUGCACCACUAAAACUACCUCCAGGCUGGCAUAUGCAGUGGGAUCAAGCUAGUCAACGGAACUACUACGUUGAGACAGCUACUGGUUGUACACAGUGGGAUCCGCCUAUCUCGGCCGAAUCACAUUUCUCGCUUCCACCAUCAGGACCCCGACCCGGGCGAUAUGGUGCGCCGGGUCACGAUGCGAACCGAGGGUAUGCUGGAGGUCAUGAUCAGCACCAAUACAACCAGCAAGGAGGAUAUGCCGGAGCACCGGGAUACAACCCUCAUGGUGCGCCGGGUCCUUAUAACCCCUCUAUGGGUGGACACGCUGGUGCUGGUGCAUAUCCUCCGCCUGGUGCUGAAGUGAAGAAGGACAAUUCGAAGCGUAAUAUGCUCCUUGCUGGCGGCGCUGGCUUGGCUGGCGGGGCCUUGUUGGCUAACGCAUUUGACGGCGAUGAUGACCACCGCAACGCCGUUUCUGCAGCAUCACAACAAUCAGGCGGAUACUACGGUGGUGGAAGUGGCUAUGCACAGCAAGGCUACCCACCUACCGAGCCACCUCCUGCAGAGCUCCAUUACCAACCCGUGAUGCAGAUGGCGACUAUUGACCGGGAGAGCGUGGAAGAGGCCCAGGAAGACGUUCGAGAUGCUCAAGAAGAGCUUCGGGAGGCUAGCAGUGAGAGUGAUCGAGAAAGUGCACGAGAGGAUCUGGAGGAGGCUCAAGAGGAGUAUAGAGAGGAGUACGAGGAGGCGUAUGAUGAUUGA
Molecule: messenger RNA, 972 nt
Organism: Recurvomyces mirabilis
Lineage: Eukaryota; Fungi; Ascomycota; Dothideomycetes; Mycosphaerellales; Teratosphaeriaceae
Exons: 3
Coding region: 1-972 (323 amino acids)
Molecular function (GO): protein binding
Source: RefSeq, a predicted model, not a curated record